AUGAGAACAAUUACAGCAGCCAAGACUUCAGGUGACAAAUACACCGCAAGGACUGAAGUCAUAGAGUCUGCGACUACAGUCUCUGGUGACGACGAGGAUGAGCAAGGAGAAAAUGGCGAGCAGGCCUCAGAAGAGGAUGAUACAUCUACGCCACGAUUCCGCAGUGGUGAGUUGGUCGCAUCGAAACUUGUCAACCUAACAGGAUUCCACCUUGAUCCUCGCACCCCCAAGCCCGGCCACGAACAGGUGCACCUUUCGACGGAGUUGAGACUAGUUUACGAUCAUCCCUAUGGAUCGGGUAUUCCUCUUCAUACACGAUUUUGGGCAGGCAGCACCGUCGAUAUAGAUGGCAACACGACGACGAAUACGGCGACAAAGGUCUUUCUAACAACGAGCACAGAUGAAUACGAUUGGACUAAAGUCGCAGAGUGGACACACACUUUAGUCAAAGUCAGAAUGGAGACUGACGGUGAGAACAACCGGGGAGAGAAUUGCACCGAGACCGUAUUCGAAGAAGAAAUAGAAACAGAGACUGUGACGACUAACGAUAACAAUGGUCGAUAA
Messenger RNA from Fusarium coffeatum, 564 nucleotides. RefSeq lists its product as uncharacterized. The transcript has a single exon. NCBI's taxonomy places the organism in Eukaryota, Fungi, Ascomycota, Sordariomycetes, Hypocreales, Nectriaceae. The record is from RefSeq and is a predicted model, not a curated record. Bases 1 to 564 code for a protein of 187 amino acids.